Messenger RNA from Paralichthys olivaceus (Japanese flounder), 1762 nucleotides. It is a transcript of the gene rab25b, whose product is annotated as RAB25, member RAS oncogene family b. Gene Ontology annotation, biological process: exocytosis. Gene Ontology annotation, cellular component: recycling endosome; Golgi apparatus. Gene Ontology annotation, molecular function: GTPase activity; GTP binding. NCBI's taxonomy places the organism in Eukaryota, Metazoa, Chordata, Actinopteri, Pleuronectiformes, Paralichthyidae. The record is from RefSeq and is a predicted model, not a curated record.
CGCCCGUCCUGAGAAACAACCUGGAUACACAUGUCCUGUCCAAACAAGCCAGUGUUCUGUGAACUCAGCCGGGGAACGGUAGUGAAGGGCAGAGAGCUGGAGACUGGCAUUCAUGUGUCGGAGCCGUGUCUCUGUUGAAGAGGGUCUGAGAGGCCGGUUGGUUUGGUCAGUGUGAGCCAGUGUCAUCUUACAUCUGGAGACAGCUGUGACGUGCAGGGCGGCUGCGUUGAGUGUGCAGAACAUGGGGUCAGAUGAGGCCUACAACUUUGUCUUUAAGGUGGUGCUGAUUGGUGAAUCUGGCGUAGGAAAGAGCAACCUGUUGUCCUGCUUCACCAAAAACGAGUUCAACCAUGAUACUCGUACAACAAUAGGGGUGGAGUUCAGCACACGGACGGUGCAGUUCAGCACCUACACCAUCAAGGCCCAGAUCUGGGACACGGCGGGACUGGAGCGAUACCGGGCCAUCACGUCUGCGUAUUACCGAGGUGCUGUUGGAGCCCUGCUGGUCUACGACAUCACCAAACACGUCAGCUAUGAGAGCGUGGAGCGCUGGCUGAAGGAGCUGUACGAACACGCCGACUCCCACAUCGUGGUCAUGCUGGUGGGCAACAAGACCGACCUGGAGUCCGAGAGAUCGGUGCCCACCGAGGAGGCUAAAGACUUUGCAGAAAAGAAAGGUCUUUUGUUUCUGGAGACCUCGGCCUUGAAUUCAACUAAUGUGGAAGAAGCAUUCAGCAAAGUCCUAGAAGAGAUUCAUAAGAAGGUGAGCAGUAAGCAAGUGGUUCGAGGCUCCAUCAGCGCUGUGACCCUGAACAGCUCCAGAGCAGAUAACACGGAGGAGAAUAAACCCUGCUGCAGGAACAUCUGAUCCCGUCCUCUCGGAGACCCCAGGGUGGGUGGGUGACAGGUGAACUCCUCGUUCACCCAUAAUCUUGUGUGAAAACUCGAGGUUAUGCAAUACCAGUAUAUUCACACCCCCGGCUUCAGUGAUGCCACUUUCAAAUGGCUGAUGAAGUUGGACAAACCGGACGGUGCUGCAUUCAAAAGACGAUCGAUAAAUGUGGACGUUGCAGCUGGAAACCAGCAUCAGUCUUUUACGAGUCCCUGCUGUCCACCCAGCGUCGGUCACAUCGGUAAAACACAACUUUGUUACCUGUAAGAUCAUAUAUUUAUAACGUGUGCAGAAAAUUGGGAACAUCACGGCACGUUAAAUACUUUAAAGGACACAUGGCUCGUUUGUGUUUGUGUACUAACAGUGUGCUUGUGCUAGAGCUGAUGAUCCACGAUGAUGCUGAAAGUGUUUUAUUGUGGAAAAUGUCAACUCUUCUGCUCGAUGUCAUGUUUGCAGCACUACUGUUUAGAUCACUUUUUUUGUUUUACUCUAUAAUCUAUUUCAAUGCAUUUAAUGGGUUAUCUAGAUAAUAAACAUGGUGCUUGUAUUCGUAUCUCAUGCAUAUAUCAUCCCACAUUUCAAGAUCUGUAUCUAAUAUUAGCAUCCUGUACUUUAUUUUCACUGUUACAGCCAAAGAGUGUGCGUCGAAAUAAUGAACUUUGUGAGAUGUGUUGUGUGCUUGAAGCGUUUAAGAUUCAUUUCUGCUGUUUGGAAUCAAAGACUGAUCUUAUAGGUUGUUAACUUGCUCUUAAGGUUUUUGGAACCAAACACCAGCAAGGUCACAAAUGAAUAAACCUACUUGUCAUUGUUUUUUUUCUGUAUCUUUGCAUUAAAUGUUGUUUAUCUCAAUAAAGAUUUAUUCAAACAUGC